GGCUGCUCCACCCUCAGUGACAGUCAGCAGGUAGACAGUAAAUGAGAUCCCAGGGGAGGGAAGCAGAGAGCAGGGAACGAAACAUUGCAAUCCACAGCCUUCCUCUUCUCUGAACAACUUUCCAGGACUCCGUUUGAAAUCUGUUUUACAAGUCUUCUCGUGCUGUUACACAACUUUUUAAAUUGCAUCUUUCAAACGUAUCGAUCCCUGCUGGAUUUCUGUGCAUAAUUUACACCAACGGGUUUGAAUUUCGUGUCUUAAAUGAGCUCGUUUUGAUUCUAUGGAAACCUGAGCUGGAAUGUGCUGGAAGUGGCAGCUAGGGAAACUGUUUUGAAAAUUAAUUGGAAAAAGUUUUGUAUACCCAACCCGUGGAGUGAUUACAAAACGUACAUGUGGGUAAAAGGCUGAUGGAUUAUACAUUCUAUAUAUUAUUGAUAUAUACAUUUUCUACGAGUCUGUCUUAGUGUAAGUUUUUGUUUUUAUUUUUAUGGGCAGUUCGGGUAACUACAAUGUUUUUACCUGCAUUAUCAUGGAGUAAUGUUUGAGGAUCUGGGAUCAACAUUUCUUUCGCUUGCUUGGAAUCUUUCCGUCUUAGUAUAAAACACAACUUCUAAAGCAACAUGAACACGCUGUUUUUAUUCCUAUGGUUUGUGCCUGUAACCCUCGACUUCAGAGUUUGAUAUACACAUUGUUGUAGUGUACUGAAAUGUUCAUUUAAAAGUUCCCAGCGUUGUUUCAAUUCAGUAGAUCACUUUGGAAAAUCUCUUUUUAACUCUUUAUAUACUUCAAACUAUAUUGCUGAUAUUUUUUGGUAUUCUAUAUUUGCUGGGGAUUAACUGGAAUCUUCGUUGUUUUUUUAAGUCCUUGAAUGUUACAAGUGUCCAGCGGAGUUCAAAUAGACUUGACUAUUUUGUUAAAGUUUUGAAUGUUGUGCAGAAGCCGAGUGAAGCUGGGUUUCCUAACCGGAGGGAAUCCCCAAACUUGACUCGGUUUAAACACACCAAACUCCCUGGAUUAAACACAAGUAGGUCCAGCAAAUGAGAUUAAAACUUCCCUUGGGAAAUCUGGAAUCUUAAAAUGUGGACAGUCAAAGAGAGCGUCCCCAUUCCUGCAUCCAUUCAGACUGGAAGUGUUCACAAAGCGAAAAACAAGCAAGAUCUGUAAAAAUAUGUACAAGUAUGUUUCCUUAUGCCUUGUCGAAUUACCACUGCUGUCGAAUUUACUGAGGGUUUCUGCAGGAGUUCAACGAAUUCAGCAGACAGUUUAAUAAUAGGUGUUGCGUUUUGUAGAAACUUUUUUUUUUUCGUUGAGUCGUUUAUGUAAUGCAGUACAACACCACACGUAUAUUUCAUGUUUUUGAAAGUAAGAAAGUUGCACGUUAUCAGCCGAAAACUCUAAUUAGUAAAAAGGCUGUGGAAUUUUUGAUAAUAACUUUGAACCAAGGAGCCAUACUUUUUAAGAAGGAAUAAAUAACAAUAAACCUGCAAUUAAACGUGAUAUUUUUCUCCAGGCAACCCACGUGCAAAAAGUGUUUUGGAUACAAUUUCAAAAGGCUUGAUUUUUCCAACAGGUUGCAGUGAUAUAUAUAUAUAUUUUCCCUCAAUCCUUUUUUUUUUCGUUUUUGGAUAUAUAUUUUUCUAGCUAGCUUGAGUACGCUGUCAGUCAGCCUCCCAGUGCACAAUGUGCGGCCGGGGCCCGCCGCUGCAAUGACCGUUCCUCAGCGGCAACUCGCCGGGCUCUGGCCGUGGCUGCUAAUGGCGGCCCUUCAGGUAGUGCUCGGGCAGACAGGACUGGAGCUGGCGGCGGCGGCGGCGGCGUCGGAACGGUCUGCGACCAAAGCUGUCAUCAAAGUGACACUUCUCAAACCAGACUCGGCGGGGAAGUCUUACAUGGAAGUGGAGGGGGUGUUCGCGGGAAGCAACGGAAGGGGUUCAACCGAAGGGAAGCUGAUGCAGUCCCACCCGCUGUCCCUGUGUAACACGAGCGACGACGAGCAGCAGGAGGCGCUGUUUAUCAGCAUUGUCAAGUUGGAGAGUCCUGACAGAGAGCUGCAUCCCUGCCUGUCGCUGCUCAAAAAGGCACGCCUGGCAUUGGAUCGGGGAGCUCAAGCUGUCAUCUUCGACGUUACUGAUGAUGCAACAGCUGCUGAAAAGCUGCGUCAGUCUGAUGAUCUGCUCAAACCGGUGGUGCUGGUCCAGGCCAAGGAUGCCGAGACCCUCAUGGAGCUCGUCAACAACAACCAGGAGGCCACAGUGCAGAUCGAUGUCAGGCUCGAGCAGGAAGGGCAGCACUAUGAUGUUGGGAUCCUCCUCACUGUGGUUACUGCCUUGCUGGUUAUCAUCCUGAUUUUUGCCUUUCGCUUCAGGUGUAGACAGAACAGGAACAGGGAUUCCAUGCAGCAGCAGACUAUCCGUGCCAUCAGCCGUCUGCAGACCCGGAUGUACAAAUCCCAGUGCCGCUCGGGGAGCCAGAGGUCAAGGGGCAAGUGGGAAUCUGCCAGCAGCAGCAACUCCAGCCCUGUAUGCGUCAUCUGCCUGGAGGAGUUUGCCGAUGGACAGAACCUGCGUGUUAUUUCGUGCUUUCAUGAGUUUCACAAGAAGUGCGUGGACCCCUGGCUGCUCCAGCAUCGUACCUGCCCGCUCUGCCUGCACAACAUAAUGGAGGCAGAAUCUAUGCCCGGACAAAUCACCCCUGGGAGACACCUGCAGCAGCACCCCUCUGCCAUCCCCCUGCGGCCCUACCCCCACUCAGCCCCAAGGCAGCCCACCCACAUGGGCCGCUACUUUCCACCUCCUCCUUUGGACCCUGCCACUGUCAGGUAUCUGCCCAACAGACAGCUGGUACCAGUCCUUCAGAGGUGCAGCUACAGCCACGGCGAGGGGCUUCCAAUCAGGCAGUACACCAACAUGUGCUGCAGGCCCCCUUUUCCGCCUGAGCAGCAUUAUCAAGGCAGGCCCUGCGCCCCUCUGCACCGAUCAGCCUGGUCAGCCCCACGCAGUGCCCCCAACUCCCGGCACCACAGCCGAGGGGGUGGGCACAGCCGGCAGGACGACGGGAGCUGCUCGGGGGGCAGCUUUCGGACAGAGAAAAGUGGCUACCUGGCUGACGGGCCUGGCAGUGACUCCAGCUCAGGGCCUUGUCACGGCUCCUCCAGUGACUCUGUUCUCAACUGCACCGACGUCAGCCUCCAAGCCGUCUACGGGAGCUGGUCCACCUUCCGCAGCUCCCUGAGCAGUGACUACGAUCCCUUUGUCUACUGCGGUGAGAGUGGAGGAGGAAUGGAGAGCGGAGGCAGACCCAGGUCUUUGGACUCCAUGGUCAAUCGGACUGGUUCCUGUCCAGAGGAGCAGGUUUUCAACCAUGUCCACUUCCACCGACACAGACACCACCACUAUGGAGAGGGCCGGAGCAGCAACCAUAGGCCUGCCAGGAGCUCCGACAGGGAGCUGUGUGCCUCCGAGUCCCCAGUCACGGACGGUUUACAAUCCAGGGUGGGCGAAGUGCACCACUGCCAGCCAAAAAGCUGCUCUGAAGGGCAGCACGACGCACCCGGCCUGUGUCCUUGUCCCAAAGCCUGGCACGACCCUUUGGAGAGCCCAACACCAAGAGCAGUAGAGGAGGGGCGAGAUGCAGAGGAGAACGGACAGGCUCCUGCCAUGCUGCCUCUGCUGGAGGGGUCUAGACCCCCUGAGGAAAGGGAUCAGAGCAGGGGGGGGUCGGGGCCCAAGCCAGCACAGGAAGAUUGUUUAUACUGCCCAGACUCGCUCAGUAAUCAGGGAUCAGAAGAGGAGGCCGAGACGAUGGGUCAGCACACAGUGUAACCCUUAAAGGGCAAAAUAGUUGUUGAAUCAAGGUUGAGUCUUCCAGAGCCAGACCGACACAUUUUCUAUGUACAUCUCUCUGUGUGGUGUGGCGUCCUGUCUCUGUGGGCUGUGAUGAAAAGCCUGGCUGUCAUGGUGAGAUCUGUAGCACAAGGGAGAUUGGAAGAGUAAUAUACAAAUCCCACUAUGAUAAGUAAAGAUCCCCUUUAACCCAGUAAACCAUUCUGACUGAGCACUGGCCCAGACAGGGAGACACUGCAGCUAUUUCUAGUGCUGGCUUCUCACUGUAAACAUUGCAUAUAUGUGUGGAUGCCGUGGCACGCUAGCAGUUUCUUUUUAAGGACAAUCUUACCUGGUCCAGCCAUGUUCUGCACUGUUGAAUUAAAUUAAAUCUCCCUCAAGACCCUACAUUUGUUUAUUUAUUUUUUUGACCAAUGAAACCCAGGACCAUGAUUGGGACCCCCCACCACCCUAGUAGGUGACCAAAGGCCGCACCUUCAAGUCAAGUGACUGUCCCAGCUUGUGGUCAUCUACAGGCUGCAGGAAAUCUCACAAAAUGACAACCAGGUAAAAUCUUUCAUACACAUGAAAGACUUGACCAAUGAGAUGGGCCACUGCGUGUCCUAGUUCCUCACAACCAAGUGUGACCAUUAGCAGUGAAGAUUGUCCUAAAAUCUGGCUAGUGUAUGAAGGCCAAACAGACAUUGAAAAAAUACACUUAUCAAAACGUGUGUCUACCAGACCGAGAAGAUUUAUUCAUUUUAUUUGGCCGCUGUGCCUGCCACUGUAGGUCAAUGCAAUCCCACAUCCUGAUCCUCUGCCUGUUAUUUUACUUAUAAAAUGCUCUUUCAUCUGCCUAGGAUAGCCAAACUCUGAUGCACAGUUCCCUAGCCCUGUCAAGUCUUUUGGUACCCGGGGUGUUUUAAAAACACGGAGAUGAAGAAAAGGCUUAAAAAUGAGGAAACAAUCAAAUUCAGUGGAUCUUUUUGGGGGUUUGGAGGGGUGCAUCAAUUUCAUUGGCAAUUUACAGUUUUGUCACUUCUCU
Molecule: messenger RNA, 4866 nt
Organism: Acipenser ruthenus (sterlet)
Lineage: Eukaryota; Metazoa; Chordata; Actinopteri; Acipenseriformes; Acipenseridae
Product: E3 ubiquitin-protein ligase RNF43-like
Exons: 9
Coding region: 1707-3821 (704 amino acids)
Biological process (GO): Wnt receptor catabolic process; ubiquitin-dependent protein catabolic process
Molecular function (GO): frizzled binding; ubiquitin protein ligase activity
Source: RefSeq, a predicted model, not a curated record